AUGUUACCACCAAAGGUAUACACCUUCUUAUGUGCUUGUUUUGCGGCGAUGGGGGCCACACUGUAUGGCUAUGAUCUCGGUGUGAUCUCAUAUGUCUUGGUAGCACCAGACUUCUUAAAGACUGUCAACUUGGAUCCUGUCAAAGAUGCCAAUUACAUCGGAUUUAUCGUGUCCUCCAUGUUACUUGGUGCCUUUGUUGGUAGUAUUCCCGCCUCUUUAAUUGCCGAUGCGUUCAGUCGAAGAAUGGCCAUCACUGUUGCGGGAGGAGUCUUCAUAAUCGGAGGUAUCCUUCAGACCGCAGCCAUGAACAAAGAGACGAUUUUUGCGGGAAGAUUCUUUGCUGGUCUGGGUAUCGGAAUGUUGGGUGUACUGGCACCAUUGUAUCAAUCAGAAAUCGCUCAUCCCUCUGUAAGAGGUAUGCUUACAGCGACCUUCCAAUUUUUCUUGGGCAUCGGAGCUAUCGUUGCAGGCUGGAUUGCGUACGGUGUUGAGCAGACCCAUCCUAAUGACCCUAUGGCUUGGCGUCUUCCCCUCGGGUUCCAAAUGGCUCCUGCCGUACCCUUAUUGAUCCUAUCCUUCUUACUCCCGGAGUCUCCUCGUUGGUUGAUGAUCAAGGGACGAGAAGAAGAGGCUCUACACACUCUCGCGCGUCUUCAUGCUCGUGGCAACAUUGAUGAUCCCUUUGUCCGGGGUGAAUUCUACUCAAUGCAAGCCAAAGUAGGAGAAGAAGCCCAGCUUGAUCAAUCGUGGUCCUUGAUCUUCAAAGACCGUACCAAUAUGCGAAAAGUUCUUUACGGUAUUAUCCUCCAGUUCUCGGUACAGAUGACCGGUGUUUCCGCUAUUCAGUAUUACGCAGGGACCGUUUACCAAUCAGUAGGAUUCUCCAAGUCAACUGCUCUGCUCAUCAACUCUCUCAAUAAUAUCAACGCUCUUAUUGGAGAAUUAGCCUGUAUUCUAUUGGUAGAUAGGGUAGGAAGAAGGUUCCCUCUGAUUGCUGGAAACAUUCUGGCUGGAUCCUGCUUUGCCGUAGCUACUGCACUUGCUAAACAGUUUGCUGUCGGUGGUGGCAAUAAAGGUCAGGGGAUUGGCUUUGUUGCUGUUCUCUUUGUGUACAAUUUUGCAUUCUCGGCCUGCAUCGGUCCUCUGUCUUGGGUAUACCCGGUGGAAAUCUUCAAUACUGCUGUGAGAGGCAAGGCCACAGCUCUGACCUGUAUGGCUGCUUGGAUUUCAAACUUUAUGAUUGGUCAGGUAUCUCCCAUAGCGUUUGCCAACAUUACAUGGAAAUAUUAUCUGGUUUUCACCGUAUGUGGCUUCACCAACGCUUUGACCUUCUAUGUGCUCUUCCCUGAGACCAAAGGCCGAACUUUGGAAGAGAUGGAUGCCUACUUCAGACGAACUCACUGGUUUGUUCCUGGAGCUAAGGAAGAUCCCGUCUCAACUCACGAGAGAGAUAUGCAGCUUGCUCAAGAGGGACGUAUGCACAGAUCUACUGCUGCAGAUACGGAGAAAGGCUUGCAAGCAGGAGAUUACAAUCACAAGGAACAUGUGCAAUACUAG
Molecule: messenger RNA, 1557 nt
Organism: Kwoniella shivajii
Lineage: Eukaryota; Fungi; Basidiomycota; Tremellomycetes; Tremellales; Cryptococcaceae
Exons: 15
Coding region: 1-1557 (518 amino acids)
Biological process (GO): carbohydrate transport; transmembrane transport
Cellular component (GO): membrane
Molecular function (GO): carbohydrate:proton symporter activity
Source: RefSeq, a predicted model, not a curated record